This is a messenger RNA of Megalobrama amblycephala (Wuchang bream), 2917 nucleotides long. Its product is annotated as glutathione hydrolase 1 proenzyme-like. The transcript has 15 exons. Bases 312 to 2108 code for a protein of 598 amino acids. The record is from RefSeq and is a predicted model, not a curated record. Gene Ontology annotation, cellular component: plasma membrane. Lineage: Eukaryota; Metazoa; Chordata; Actinopteri; Cypriniformes; Xenocyprididae. Gene Ontology annotation, molecular function: glutathione gamma-glutamate hydrolase. Gene Ontology annotation, biological process: regulation of inflammatory response; regulation of immune system process; peptide modification.
GUGAUAUGAUCAUAGUGGCGCACCCUAACCAGGAUCCUAGCAGCUCUGUUCUGAAUGUACUGCAGCUUCUGGAGGCUUUUGCUAGGUGUAUGUUUGUGUGCAUUAAAUAAAUAUGUAUUUUUGUUUCUAUGAAGUAUUGGGACUUCUAAAGUGAAAGUAGAUGGAACGGGAAGAACAGGUUAAAUGAAAGUAAAUAUGCACACCUUUAUCGACAAGGAAGGACACUUUAAAAGCAGGAGAGUUUUUGACAUUAUAUCAGCCCAGUCCUCUCUUGUCUGUGUACAUGAAAAGAAUUUCCAUUUCAGGACAUCAUGGAGAUAUCAUGGCUCAGGGACAUUGCUGAGAGGUUCUUCAUAUUUUUGGAGGAGUGCUCUUUACUAUGGUGUUAUCUCAUCUCUAAUAUCUUUGCUGAACUAUACAGAAGCAAGCCAAAAAGAUAUCUGUUCACAGUUUUUUUUGUUUUGGUGAUUAUAUAUUUUUUAUGGAUACGGAUACCCAAGCAGACAGACAACACAGUAAAACCCUGUGAUGAGUAUUAUACUAAGGCAGCAGUGGCAGCGGAUGCUGGGAAUUGCUCUGAGAUUGGGAGGGAGAUGUUGAAGCGUGGCGGUUCAGUAGUUGAUGCUGCUAUUGCUGCUCUGCUGUGUUUGAGUGUGGUUAAUCCUCAAAGCAUGGGAAUCGGAGGAGGUGUGGUUUUCACCAUAUACAACGCAUCAACAGGAAAGGUGGAGACCAUUAAUGCCAGAGAAACUGCUCCAAUGAGUGCUUCAGAGGACAUGUUAGACAAAGACACUAAAAAUAAUCCAGGGUUGUUGAUAGCUGUACCAGGAGAACUGCGUGGUUAUGAGAUGGCACACAAAAGACACGGGAGACUGCCAUGGAAGGAUCUGUUUCAGCCCAGUAUAAACCUGGCAGGGAAGGGUUUUCUGAUUGGCAAGGCCUUGGCCAGAGCCAUUAAAGAAUUUGAGAGCACAAUUCUGAAUAAUACAUUGUUGUGUGAAGUGUUUUGCGACUCAAACAAUACAAUCUUGAAGGAAAAUGAUAAUAUAACAUUUCCCAAACUAGCUGAGACCUAUAGGAAUAUAUCAGAAAAUGGAUCAGAAAUCUUUUACAAUGGGUCAUUGACUCAGAUUAUAGUGGAUGAUAUCAAUGCUACAGGAGGGAUUAUAACACUCGAUGACCUGCAGAAUUAUCAACCAGUGCUGAAUGAGUAUGCAUUAAACUUUACUGUGGGGAAAUACAUAUUUCAUGCUCCUGAUGCUCCAUUUGGUGGACCUGUGCUCGCUCUGAUACUCAACAUACUUGAAGAUUAUGGCCUGUCAAGCAGCAGUGUGUCGACAAUAGACAAGAAGAUUUUGACCUAUCAUCGCAUGAUAGAGGCAUUUCGAUUCGCUGAAGUUGAAAAAUGUAAACUGGGAGACCCACGUAAUGAAAAUGUCACUAAGAUUGUCAAAUAUAUGACCUUAAAAAGCUUUGCAAAGGACAUCAGGAAUAGGAUUAAAGAUGACAUCAAACUAAACAGUUACGCUGAAAAGUGUGAGAAUUGUAUGGAUGAUGACCAAGGCACAUCUCAUCUGUCCAUCAUUGCAGAAGAUGGGAGUGCAGUGGCAGUCACCAGCAGUAUCAAUGACUAUUUUGGCUCUAAGGUGAGGUCAAACUCAACAGGCAUUAUAUUUAAUGACCAAAUGAAUGAUUUCAGUAAGCUGAAAAAUGAAUGUGUUGAAAACAACUUAAUUAAACCAGGUAAAAGGCCACGUUCAUCAAUGUGUCCCACAAUAAUAUUGGACAAAGAUAAUGGAAAAGUCAAAAUGGUGGUUGGAGGUGAAGGUGGGACAAACAUCACCACAUCCAUUGCUCAGGUGAUCCUGAAUUAUCUGUUCUUUGACUAUGACCUGAAGAAAGCUGUUGAAGAGCCCAGAGUUCAGAUCCGAAAAGAGACAAAUGUAGAAGACUGCUUUGAUGUGAAAGUAACUGAUGGCUUGAAGAAGAAGAAUCAUACUAUAUUUCACAAUGCUGAAGAAUCAGUGAUCCAGGCAGUCGUACAACAGGGGGAAAAACUCUGUGCUGAAUCUGACUGCAGGAAAGGUGGCUAUCCUGCUGGAUACUGAACACUGAUCCUGUUUUUAGAGAAAGUUAAAAGUUAAACCAUUGUCCAGUGACAGCUAUUCAUGAAUAACAUUUUGUUUUAGCCAUCCUGCAUUAUGAUAUAUCACACAUUUUCUAAAAAUGUUGUACUUUUUUUCUCAGAAGUAAUCCAGCUUGCACAUUUUAUUACUUUUUUUUUAUUUAACUUGCUAUUACUUGCAUUUUAAAUUCUGCUAAUAUAUAUAUAUAUAUAUAUAUAUAUUGCUGUAUUAUCUUGCGGUAUUACCUUAUUACCUUAUCACACUUGUGUUGUUCCUAGUCAAAAAUCACUGGCUUUCAAAAAAUUGCUUAUGAAUCUCUCAUUAUGCUAUAUUGUCACCAAAUAUUGGAUUCAAUCUUUUUGUCAGCUUGGUUUCUUUCAUUUAGGACUGGUUUUGUAUUUCUUUUUGCAUCUGAUUAAUUGUAGGCCUCAUUUAUCUGAGAGUAAGCACCUUAGUUUUUGAGUGAAAAAAGGUUUUUUGUAAAAAUAUGACAAAAAUAAAUUUGCAUUGUUUAUCACACUAGUGUGCCUUAAUGUCAAGCAGAAGAUUUAUUUUGAAAUGGUUUUAUUUUGGUUUUUAUUUAUUACAAAAUGGCACAAAAUCAUACUUGUGAUGAUGAUCUGCGCCACUAGAGGGAGAUGUUCACUUUAAACACCCAAGAACAAAAAUCAAGUCACACAAGUAGGCCCUUUCCCAAAUGGCACCCUAAACACUGGGCCUUGUUUAUGAAACCAUAAGCACCGAUCCUGAGGGCUCGAGCAGCCAUGGAAAAACACAAGAUAUUCUCCAUU